This is a messenger RNA of Mirounga angustirostris (Northern elephant seal), 14965 nucleotides long. RefSeq names its product ASXL transcriptional regulator 2 (gene ASXL2). The transcript has 13 exons. Gene Ontology annotation, molecular function: chromatin binding; DNA binding; peroxisome proliferator activated receptor binding. Gene Ontology annotation, cellular component: PR-DUB complex. The coding region runs from base 1614 to 5885 and encodes 1423 amino acids. The record is from RefSeq and is a predicted model, not a curated record. Lineage: Eukaryota; Metazoa; Chordata; Mammalia; Carnivora; Phocidae. Gene Ontology annotation, biological process: positive regulation of transcription by RNA polymerase II; animal organ morphogenesis.
CGCAUGCUCGCGCGGCCGGUUGCGUACAGUAGUGACGGUCGCGCGGGAGCGGUCACGUGACCGUAGCGGCUGCCUGUACAGUAAGGACCCAAUAUGGCAGCGGCGGUAGCAGUGGCAACGGCAGCAGGAGGACCGGCCGCCCCAUAGACCCCCGCCCCCCCGCGCACCACCCCCGUCGCUUCCUCUGCUUGGGUGCUCCUCCGCCCUGACUUCCCCUUUCUCCCACCUUUCCCGGCACCGCGGGAAAAGCAUCGCAGGGCAGAGCAGGCAGGGAGGGCGGCCGGAGCCCGGACACGGGAGCCUCCCAGUCAGUUCAAGACCCGACAUGAGGGAAAAGGGCCGUAGGAAGAAGGGCAGGACCUGGGCGGAGGCCGCCAAGACGAGCCCCCAUUGGAUGCAGAUAGGAGAAGGCUUGUGCGUGCACCCAGCCCCGGAAAGAAGAGAGGAGCGCUGGAUCUUGGUAGAAUUUACCCGCUAUAGCGGACAUGCCGCCUGACCCCGGGUCCCCCGCUCGUCUGGGCUCCCAGAUCCAACGUGAGGUCACGAGGCUCAUGUUUUUGUUUGCUGUUGAAAGCUGAAAGUGCAAGAGGUGUUUAGAAACGAAGUAACAGGUGGGACUUGUAGAAUUUUUUUUUUCUGUUUCCGUAGGGACCUACUCUGAACAAGGCAGCAAUGCAUGGUGGGACGUGUAGUUUACCCGGCCUUGACUUUUCCGUAGCUAAAGUGAUGGUGGGUACACGAAGUUGUAAUUAGUAGGUAAAACCAUCUUUUUUUUUUUUUUUUCCUUUUUCAAUAACGAGGCUUAGAGGUAGGAUUUAAGUAAUCAGUGAGACUUUCAUUGUGUUGUAUGAAAAAAUGAAAAGCGUGUAUGUAUGUAGAAAUGAAACAUUAGGAGACGCAGCAGAAAAGUAAUAGGACUUUCAAACAGCAUGUUAGUGUUGGAAAGUUUGAAAGUGUGGAGACAUUAUCUUUAAUGGUGAAUCAUGUCAGUAAUACUUGUAUAAUAUGGAGAACCCUUCUAAAUGAACCUUUUUUAUAUGAUAUACGGUUUAUUUUUUAAAUGAGGUUUUUUUUUACUGAUUAUGAAAGUAAUAAAUGUAAACUGUGGGAGAAUUUGGAAGAUUAUAGGAACGUAUAAAGAAGAAAAUAAGAAAUCACGUAUUUCACCCCUCAACUAUAUCUGUUAAUGUUUUGUUAUCAUCCAGUCUUUUUAAUUUAUUUCCCCACAUUUGGAUCCUGCUGUUUAUUCAAUCUUAUGCAUUUUUGUAAACCUUGUGCAUUUGUUUUGUAAAUUUGAUGUGAUAGGGGAUUGAUGAGUCUUAAGCUUGUAUUUCUGUUUUAGUUGGAAAUGUGAAAAAGUUAGUGAAUAAAUAAAAGCACAUUUUAUUUAUUGAGUGUUUUCACUUAACAGUCUCUCUUCAUAAUUGUGACUGUGCUGAUAGUUUCCUUCUGAAAGAUAAACUCUAGAAAUUUUUUUGGUGGUGAGGAAAUUGCUGCUUCACAGAAGGCUGUUACACUUUCUUCUACUUGAUGAAUACCUCAAGACUUUUUCUUUUUAUCAAAAAGAUGGCAAAUUUUAAUUAUAGGUCUUAGAAAAAUACCCCAAUACACCCAUGAGUCAUAAAGAAAUUCUUCAAGUUAUCCAGAGAGAAGGACUAAAAGAAAUCAGUGGGACUUCCCCUCUUGCAUGCCUGAAUGCAAUGCUGCAUACAAACUCCCGAGGUGAAGAGGGCAUCUUCUAUAAGGUUCCAGGUAGAAUGGGAGUAUAUACUUUGAAGAAAGAUGUGCCGGAUGGGGUGAAAGAGCUAUCAGAAGGUUCGGAAGAAAGCAGUGAUGGUCAGUCAGACUCCCAGAGUUCCGAGAACAGCGGAAGCAGCAGUGAUGGUGGCAGCAACAAGGAGGGGAAAAAGAGCAGGUGGAAAAGGAAAGUAUCGUCUAGACUGUCACAGCCAUCUUCUCCCCAGUCAGGCUGCCCAUCACCUACCAUUCCAGCAGGUAAAGUCAUUUCUCCAUCACAGAAGCACAGCAAGAAGGCACUAAAGCAGGCUCUAAAACAGCAACAGCAGAAGAAGCAGCAACAGCAGUGCAGGCCGAGCAUGUCCAUCUCCUCCAACCAGCCUCUCUCUCUGAAGACUGUCAAAGCAACCAGUGACUCUCUACCUGCCAAACCUGCAAUAUGGGAAGGAAAGCCAUCUGAUGGGCAGUCAAGCAGCCCUCAAAACUCAAACUCUAGUUAUUCUUGUUCAGUUCAAGUGGAAAAUCCCUUGCUGGGCUUGGGGAAGAAGUCAUUCCAGAGGUCUGACAGGCUCCACACAAGGCAAAUGAAAAGGACUAAAUGUGCUGAAAUUGAUGUUGAGACACCAGACUCCAUUCUGGUUAAUACAAAUCUACGAGCACUGAUCAACAAGCACACCUUUUCAGUCCUUCCUGGAGAUUGCCAACAGCGACUGCUUUUACUCCUUCCAGAGGUGGAUCGACAGGUUGGUCCAGAUGGUCUGAUGAAGUUAAAUGGCUCAGCCCUUAACAAUGAGUUCUUCACUUCAGCAGCCCAAGGCUGGAAGGAAAGACUCUCAGAAGGUGAGUUUACACCUGAGAUGCAAGUGAGAAUUCGACAAGAGAUUGAGAAGGAGAAAAAAGUAGAGCCAUGGAAAGAACAAUUCUUUGAAAGCUACUAUGGUCAGAGUUCUGGUCUGAGCCUUGAGGAUUCAAAGAAAUUGACAGCCUCGCCCAGUGAUCUCAAAGUAAAGAAAACCCCAGCUGAGCAACCAAAAUCCAUGCUCCCUUCAGAGGCCUCACCUGUCGGUAUAGUCCCAGUAAUUCCCCAGUUAGGGUCUAAAGAAGAAGUGGUGCAAAUGCCAUCCCCAGUAAGAAAAGAAGAGCAUGAAGGCCAAGACAUGGUGCAGCCAAACCCCAAAUCCACAGAGCCCCUACUUCCCUCAGCAAGCAAUACACAAGAGCUUAGCAGCAUUCUUCCCAUCAAGUGCCCAAAGGAUGAUGAUCUCUUGGAGCAGAAGCCAGUUGCCUCUGCUGAACAGGAGUCUGAGAAGGAGAAUCAUCUCACUACAGUUUCUAAUUAUAACAAAGAUGAAAGCCAAGAAGCUUUAGUUACAUCCCCAAACAAACCCAAGAGUCCUGGGGUGGAAAAACCAGUAAUGAAGCCCAUAGCAGAAGCAGGUCCACAGGAUAUCACUGCGAAAGAACCUCCAUCAGCUCUGGUUGAUCACAGCCCAGAAAGCCUCAAGAGGAAAUCUUGUCUCAUCCAAGAAGAGGCCCCCGUGAGCUGGGAGAAAAGGCCACGUGUCACGGAGAAUCGCCAGUACCAGCAGCCAUUUCAAGUCUCGCCACAGCCCUUUCUCAGUAGAGGGGACAGGAUCCAGGUGCGAAAAGUACCACCUCUCAAGAUCCCGGUCUCCAGAAUCUCCCCCAUGCCUUUUCCUACAUCGCAGGUCUCUCCCAGGGCUCGUUUUCCAGUCUCCAUCACUAGUCCUAACAGAACAGGAGCCAGAACUCUUGCAGACAUCAAAGCAAAAGCCCAGCUGGUCAAAGCACAGAGGGCGGCCGCCGCCGCCGCCGCCGCUGCCGCCGCCGCCGCGGCCUCCGUUGGAGGGACCGUUCCAGGACCUGGCCCCGGGGGCGGACAAGGCCCCGGAGAGGGCGGUGACAGCAAGACCGCUGGAGGAGGGAGGCCAGACUCAGACAGAGGCCGCGAACCUGGAGAGGGCCCCACUCUGGAGUUGGCAGGAACUAGAAGCGGGGGAGGUACGAGAGAGCUUUUACCCUGUGGGCCAGAGACUCAGCCCCAGUCUGAGACCAAGGGCCCAGAGCAGGCUCAGCCUCAUGGUGUCUCUGGAGCACAACUACAGCAAACCCCCUCGGUGCCUCCAAGCUCUGCCGGCGGUGGAGCCGGCGCAAGGGCCCCCUCCCCAGCCCGCACUAAUGCGCCCCCACCCGCUGUAGGGAAGCCGGCUAACGAACCCCCGCACCCCCCCAGGGCAGCAGCCGCAGUGGCCUCUCUCCCCCACCCACAAGGCCCCGGGACCUGCAGACUGGAGAAGGCGCCUUCUGCUCCGGCGGGUUCCGCACUCAUCUCAGGUGCCUCCCCACCUGUUCGUUUCGCAGCCGAUGGCACAGUCGAGCCCAGAGCAGGUUCUGGUAGGAAUAUGCCAGACCCUUCGGCCUCAGCAGAGACAACUGCUAGUACUUCAGCGGCUGUGACUCCCUCUCCUUUAACAUCGUUGUUGACCGCAGCCGCUUUAGAGAAGCUUCCUGUACCCCAGGUCAGCGUGACUGUAGCGCCUCCGGGAUCAGCUCCGUCCUCGAGCACUUUGCCAGUAGCUUCUAGCCUUAAAACUCCAGGAACUUCUUCAAAUUUGAAUGGACCCAUGCCAAGGCCGAGCUCUAGUAUCCCUGCGAAUAACCCUUUGGUCACUCAGCUGCUUCAGGGCAAAGAUGUUCCCAUGGAGCAAAUUCUGCCUAAACCUCUCACCAAAGUUGAAAUGAAAACUGUCCCACUGCCCACGAAAGAGGAGCUGGGGACGGGAGUGCUCACGGGCCCUGGCGCCACAGAAGACAGCGUCAGAGAGGAAGGGGGUGAGAGGCAGUCCCACCCGGCUCUGCAGCAGCUGGGGAAAGCCUUGCAGAGUAAGCAGCUCUCCCAGGUUCCAAGACCCCUUCAGCUCUUUCCAGGUAAGGAACUGAGGGACUCUGGCAUUGACACACACCAGUACCAGGAAGGACUAAGCAAAGCCACCCAAGAGCAGAUCCUUCAGACUCUCAUCCAAAGGGUUCGGAGGCAGAACGUUCUCCCAUUUGUGCAGCCCUCCCAGUUCAACUUCGCUCACUCAGGUUUCCAGUUGGACGACAUCUCCACAAGCCAGAGGUUCAUGCUGGGUUUUGCUGGCAGAAGGACAUCGAAGCCUGCCAUGGCAGGUCACUACUUACUUAACAUUUCCACCUACGGCCGGGGUUCAGAGAGCUUUAGGAGGACCCAUUCUAUAAACCCUGAAGACCGUUCGUGUCUAAGUAGCCCCACGGAGGCCUUGAACAUGGGGUACACAGACUGUAAAAAUGCAACAGGAGAUAGUAGCAGUGGCAGAGAAGAAGAUACGGAUGAGGAAAGUACCAGUGAUGAGCAAGAACCCAUCGUGGUGAAGGAGGAGCCCCAGGCUGCCCAGGGUCCUGGCAGGUGUGAAGCAAGUUCGGGGCCCCACAGUAGAGAAGCCCUAUCCACCAAUGAUUGUUUCGCAAGAAAGAAUGUGAAGGUGGAGACACCAGUGCAUGAGCAAACCACUUUAAGCAAGGAGAAUUACCUGUUCACGAGAGGCCAAACAUUUGAUGAAAAGACCCUAGCCAGAGAUUUCAUUCAGGCAGCACAGAAACAAAUGGCUCAUGCAGUGAGAGGCAAGACGAUGCGUAGCAGCCCUGAGCUUUUCAAUUCUACUGCUCUUCCUCUGACCGCAGACAGUCCCACCCAUCAGCCUCUCCUCCUUCCACCACUGCAGACCCCGAAGCUGUAUGGAAGCCCCACGCAGAUCGGGCCAAGCUAUAGAGGCAUGAUCAAUGUCUCCACCUCGUCCGACAUGGACCGUAACUCUGCUGUCCCGGGGAUGCCUGACUGUAGCCAGGUGGCUAGCAAUGUAGGUGAUGUCAUGUCCUUUUCGGUGACUGUCACUACCAUCCCUGCUAGCCAAGCGAUGAAUCCCAGCAGCCAUGGCCAGACCAUUCCUGUUCAGGCCUUUCCUGAAGAGAACAGCAUCGAGGACGCACCUUCGAAAUGUUACUGCCGAUUGAAAGCCAUGAUCAUGUGCAAGGGGUGUGGAGCAUUCUGCCACGAUGAUUGCAUUGGGCCCUCGAAACUGUGUGUCUCCUGCCUUGUCGUUCGGUAACGAGACUAGAAAGAGAACACGCUGUAAAGGAGGCAGGGAGGGAAGGGUUGAUGAGAUGUGUUUUUUGCGUCCUUUCGGAAUCACAGAAAUAAAUAAGUAGGUUUCAGUUGUCUUAAGAGACAGACGUUACUUAAUCAGGAAUACAGAGUACAGAUCUUAUAUUUUAGAGGAAGAGCACCUUGUAUAGUAAGUCUAGGUCAAGCAAGACUUUGUGAAUUUGUGACAAGUUUGCACUUACAAAAUCAUGUAAAUAUGUCACAUUUUGUUUUAACAUUGUUUUCCCAAGUGUUUAGGUAAUGAUGUAUUUGAAUUCAGAUUUAUGUUCCACUUCACGUGACUCUGAGAAAAGUUCAAUGCCAUGCAUGGUUAAAGGAAGCUGUCUUUCUUCUCUCCUUUCCUAAGAGGCCAGGAAAAGGAAGGAAUGAAGGAAUGGUCUGGAGAAAUGACCAUUCAAGCUGAUUAUGUCAUGAUGGUCUGACUGCAGGCUUUCCUUAGAUUAUUCAGCCUUGGCGGGAUUUGGAUUCAGGGUUUACUCAGUCCUUUUACCUUAGACAGAACCUUCUUAAGUUCACAUUUUUGAUACUGUAUUAAUUUCAUAGGUAGUAAUUCAGACUCUGAAAGCUCUUGACCUGAUUCUUGGCUUCCACAAACCAGUACUGUUGCCAAGCUCUCUGCUUGCGCUUUGUGGCCCCCUGCCCUGCCCUGAGACCGUGAACGUGGCCCACGAAGGGUGUGCCACCCCAGGCCCCUGCUGUUCGCUGAGCCUGUGCUGGGCAGCAGUUCCAGCAGGAACAUCCGGGUACUUGGUCAGUCGGGGGGGCUUACAAAAAGGUGUGAGAUGCCAGUAGAGGAGUAACAAAAAAUGCUAGCCAUGGGGUGAUUUGAACUCUGUGUUUUGUUGGGCAAGGGAGUAAAAAAAAAGUGCAGAAACUCUUAAACUGGACGUAAAGGACUUUGGGAAACGAUUUUUAACCCUAGAAACAAGGUAGCCUCUCUUUUCCUCUUCUUGCCCAACCCUGUUCCCUAAUGUUCUGUAGUCCGCUGUUGUGCAGGAGGGAAAGCUCCUUGUUGCCACUUUGGCCCGUUCUGUUUCGCCUGUUUUGACCUCCCAGGCAUCUGAGGAGUGUGGAAUAAUCUUACCUCCUCUAGAUACUACUUUGAACACAACGUGUGCACACAGACAUACACAGUAAAAGUUAGACACUUCUGCUGUUCUGGAAGAUACGUCCUCUGUUUUGGAUUACUGCUUUCUAUGCACUAGAAAUUUCUAGUGUAAAGGGGCUUCAGUAAAUGGCUAAGGGAACAUCUAGAAAGGAAGAGAAAUUAGCUCCAAAGUUUUGUUGAUUCUUUUUUGUUUCCUUUGUUGUUGUUUUUUAAAUCUUGUCACUAGUGACUGAAGAGUUUUUGAGUACAUAUAUUUAGGUCAUGGUUAAAGAACAUUAAAAUAAAUCUACAAUUUAUCAGAAUUUGGUAUUAAGGAACCGGGUAUUGUCAAUAUGCAUCAUGCAUAUUGAUUUUAAGUUUUCCUAAUUUCAAGUGUGUAAAGUAAAAAUACUACUGCAACCUAGUACACUUCAUAUUCAGGAUGUGAUAUUGACCAUAUGCAGAACAGUGUCACUUGUUAAGUCACAUUCCAGAUUAGGAGAAAGUAGACAGUAAUACUCUUUGCUCUUCCCCAUUCUGUUACCCAUUCUUCACCCCACAUUAUACAUGCUUUUAAUACUUUUGAACCCCAUAAGAAACUUAAUACUUCACUGUUUUUUGGUUUUUGCUUCUGUGAUUUCUUGUGGCUCAAGGCGAAUACAGGAUUAAUAUCUCUGUUCUAGUUUCAGCCGAGACAAUAGGAUGUCCGCCUAAUUUCCCCUUUUCUUCCGGCACACACACAAGGAUCCAGGGAUAAGGAGUAAGUUCUCUAGCCAAGAUCCAGGAAGAAACAAAAAUGGUUCAGUUCUCCAAACUUUCAGUACUCGGUAAUCCAAGGGCAGGGGCUAAAAGGACCUAUUGCUGGUUAAAACUCUGUGCUCAGCUUCCUCACUCCCCAUGUUCAGUGCCAGGACUGAGGGCUGGUCUGUGUGCUGGAAGUGCCUGAGUAUUUCAGAACUAACCCCAUGCUAAACAUGAAUUACCAAUUUGGAUUGAUCAAAGUGAACUUUCUUCUUUGCACCUUUCCUGUCGUAGGAAGUCUCUCCUCCACGGUUCCCGUAAUCUGAGUUUGGACAGACUAACCAGGAGAGGAGGAAAGGGAUCAGGGAUUUUCAAGUCCAUUUGGAGAGCAAACCGUAUCGUGCCUCUUCUUCUUGACCAAGGCUCUUGCAGAUAGGUCCUAAGCAUUAUUAUUCCCCAGAUUCUCUUAACAAAUGAUACUCAGCUAAUAAAAUAUUUGCAUUUAUGGAUGUCCCUGAAAUAGGAUAUGUCAACUAGGUACACUGCUUCAGUCUUGACAAAAUGAGAGGAUAGGUUCUCUCGGCUUGGUAGUAAAUUGAACACAGUCCGUUUGUCAGUUUGUUUCAACACAGUGGUUUCAGGUAGAAAGUCAUUCAUUUUAAGAGCUGAACAGAAAAACAAUCAGCAACAAUCCAAACACAUUAACAAUACAAUUUGGCCCUUUUGAAAAUGAAGCAGUAGGAACAAGAAAAAUCUUUAUAUUACUGAGAGCAUGGUACUCCAAAUACCUUUAAAGCAGUUUUUAUUUUAGGUUUUUGGAGUUGCUUUACCUUUCAGUUCAAUCUGAAAGGUUGCUAAUCAAUGCUAAGCUUUUUUUUUUUUUUAAUGGUAUUUAGUUGCACUAUUUCCAGUGACUAGUCAGGCAUUAUGCCUGAUGCUUAUGCCUCCAGGGUAUGCUUCUCGAACCUUCAGAUACCUUCCAUUGUAGGUCACAUGGGGGAGAUAGCAUUAACAAUAAAUAUGUCAUCUCAGUCUUAAUGACUGUUCUGAGUUGUCUAGUAGAGAAGGCUCCCUGAAUCUUAAAAAAUUCGAUAAAAAUUCUCCAUCCUAUUAAACAACCUGGGGUUGUUCACCCUACUAUUCCUUAACCCCUGUGCUCAAGGUACUGAAACUAUCUGUGUUAUCCCAUGUAACAUUUCUAAGAAUAAGAUCUGGCAAAUGGGACAUUUUUCUUGAAGAAGGGGAAGCAUACUUGCGUGGGCUGGGAAGGCACCCAGAUGUAGGUGUUUUAGGAAUUAUCUCAGAUUUAAAUAGCCAAAGGAGGACCUCCUUGCCUUCCCGGUGAAGGUGUAAAUUCAUACAUAUUGAUGACUUGACAGUUAACCAUCCUAAUUGCUUAUUAUUGCCUUUCUCCACCUUAGAGCCCUUAAAGAACUCUUGGGUAAAAUUAUUUGUUAUGAGGGGUUCUUCUCUGGUCAUUACACCACUAUUUAUUUCUAGAACUCACUGUCAGUGAACAGUGCCAGGGUUUUCUCUGUGACCUAGAGGUUUCACUUCACAGCAAAGAGGGAAGAGUCCCCGUUGCAUUACAACAAUGUGCUAAGUAAAAAACUUGGCCAAUGGUAGUUUUCAGCUCAGUUUAUAGAAUAGUCCAAAGAGACUGAGAAACAUGAUGAUAGGCAGGGAUCUUUUCCUACCAUGUUUCAAUACCUACGUACCUAUUGAAAGGGAACAAUAGGUAAAACAUUUCCUGAAGUUGAAGUAAGAGCUUCAUAGAUUCUUGGUUACUUUAUUUUUUUUAAUGCUUUACAUUUGAUACAACUAUUAAAGAUCAAUUUUAAAAAAAUAGCUUUCCAGUAAUAUAUUUUAAGUAAUAUAUAUUUUAAUAUCUAUGUAAAAAGUGACAGCGGAAGACUUUGAAUUUCUCAUAUAUGGUAUGUUUAUGUAGGACCUCACUGUUAAGGCACAAAUUAUUACAAAGGAAGUUACUCUAAAGACACUCAGAUUAUUUCCGAAAAAUGCAAUAAGGGGAAUAGUUUUGGAGUUUAUUUUUUAUUUUAAAAGAAAAUCGACUUAUUUACCACGAGCUAUUUUUUUUCUUCUGGCUUAUAAGGUUUGUACAGACUGGUUUGGUAAAUGCUAAACUUUUGUGUCUUUUGCCUUUUUAAAGGAAUUGUUAACAUUGGAAUUGAGGGUAUGUACAGAGAAGUUGGUGUCAACACCAUUUAAAAAGUCAUAUUUUUUCACAAAUAUAGAAAAAUCAUUUUACAUAAGAAUUUUAAGUAUUUGCAAUAAAUAUAUGUAUAUAGAUUGUAUGUAUUCAUAUAUUCUUAUUUUUCAUUUUAUUAUUAAGUAAAAGAUAAUUAAAGUGAAAAUAAAAACCUUGGAGUUUUUGGUGACUCUUGAGGUCUGACAUCCGUCUGAGAGCGGUGCGGGUAAGGGCCCUCAGCUGUUCCCUUAUAUCACCAUUGCAAGAUUACCACAGAUUGUGUAGAAGAGUCAAAAUGAGGAAUUUGGUGAUAAACAAAUCAGGGUAGCAUGUUUCUUUCAGAACUCUAGUAAAAAUAUUAAAUAUGCCUAAUCUGUCUGUCUCUGUUUUCACCCUUGAACUGUUCUGUCUCUUAACCAUGGGAUGUUACUGGGAAUGUUAAAAACAGACAAACACAAAAACAUGGUGCGUUCUUUUUUUUUUUUUUUUUAAAGAUUUUAUUUAUUUAUUUGACAGAGAGAGACACAGCGAGAGAGGGAACACAGGCAGGGGGAGGGGGAGUGGGAGAAGCAGGCUUCCCGCUGAUCGGGGAGCCCGAUGCGGGGCUCGAUCCCAGGACCCUGGGAUCAUGACCUGAGCCGAAGGGGCAGACGCUUAACAACUGAGCCACCCAGGUGCCCCCUCUUUUUUUUUUUUAAUGUGCCCACUGUUUGCUUCUAAAACAAAGAAUGGUAAAAUAUCUCAGGGGUAAAAAUAGGUUUUUCUUUAUCAACAGUGGUUAAUAAUUCAUUAGCAAACAUUCACUGCCACCACCUUGCAGGCAGUAGGAGUAUGUGAAGAAAUAAUUUCAUGAAGAUAAUCGAAAACUUGUUUUCUGUUUCCCAGUUCUUCUCUGAGAAGUGAGUUUCCUAACCAGUUCAGUAUCCUUCCUGAUGAGUCUGAGAGGGAGUUUCCUAACCAGUUUUAGGUCCUUCUUGACUGAUCCGGAGAGCUAGAAGAGCUAGGAGAACUUUGAUUUUGAUCUCCAAAGUGUCAGGAAGGGCAUUUGUGCAAGUGAGGACUGAGCCAGAUAGUAGGAGAGCUUAACUGUCCGUGGUCCCAUACCUGCGAUAGCCUGGAAUCCUGCUGUUCAGGAGGUUUUGUGGUUGCAAAUACGUGGUUUUAGGAUCUGAUUGAAGGAGCCAAACACUACCUAGGUAGUCUUUGGAAGUAAAGGUAUCUAGCCCAUUCUUUAAACACAGAUUUAUUGAUGAAAUAAAAAAUAAGGUCAGAACUUCACGAAUGUAUCUUAGUGACCCAUGAAACUCACUCUUUAUUCUAGUUCCCUAGUUCUCCCCAUAAUUACUCAGCCAUGAUUAUUUUCACUGAUAAAAAUAGCAUAUUUUGGAAAUUAAUAAGGAUACAUAGAAUGCUUUUUAAAAGAUCGCUUUGUUAUUUUUCCAAAAAUGGAAAUUUCAAACAUCGGGGUUGCCCAAAGACGUUGAAGAUCGUUUACCAGUCCAAGAGAACAGCAUUCUAAAUCUUUGCUGAAAAUAUGCUUUACUAAAGGAAAUUUCUUAUGUCUCAGGGAACAUCUGCAUCCUUACAAUUCCCAUAUAUAAUAGGAGCGAAAGUGAAAUAUUUCAAUGUGUGUGAACCAGCCCAUUGUGGCAAUUUCCAGAAACCACCCCCCAUCCGCCGUUCAUAGUACAUAUUUGUAAUUAUUUAAAUGGGCCUCCUACCUCACUGGAAGUGAAAUUCAUAUUCAGGUUAAUGACGUAGGGGCCUAAACGUAUAGUUGACAGGCAGUUGAAUGAGAAAGAGCAGUAUACUAGAACACAACUUCAACUUGAAUCCCCAACUGUCCUUUAUUUACAUCAUAGUCCAGAAACCUGUGUUCGAUGCUUUUGACGCCAUUGACCACAAGUGGUCUUAAGAAAUAAGAUUUUGCGUAAUGAUUCUAGCUGGUUUUGUGUACAAAUCAUGUUGUUCACUAAUUCAUCUCUUUCUCGGAGCACCUACUAUGUGCUAAGCACUGUACUAAGGUUCAGGUUCUGCAAGGGUAAACAAAAGCAGCCAUGUAAAUUGUAAAAGGUCUUCCUAAUGUAGUAGCCAUACAGCAUGUGUCUAGUUCAGGGCUCCAGGAGUACUGUAUGCUACAUACUUCCCAAGACAUGAUGGAAAUUUAAGUGUAAAUGAGUUACGGAAGGAAACCAUUUGAGGCACUGGGUGAAACCCAGUGGCAAAACAUGAAGCAAGAAAGGAAAGGCAUUGCCCCUAGGUGAAAUAACAAUGUGGAAAUGAAAAGCCAUGUUAUUGAAAUGUACCUUUUCUGAAAACAAUCAUUGGAAGAUGUAGAAUUCUUUUUUUUUUUUUUUAAGAUUUUAUUUAUUUGACACACAGAAGGAGAGAGCUAGCACAAGCUGGGGGUGUGGCAGGCAGGGGAGAAGCAGGCUCCCUGCUGGGUAAGGAGCCCGAUGUGGGGCUCGAUCCCAGGACCUUGGGAUCAUGACCUGAGCCGAAGGCAGCUGCUUAAGUGACUGAGCCACCCAGGGGCCCCCAGAAGAUGUAGAAUUCUUAAUAGAAAUUUCAGGAAAUUUCUUUCUUUUUUUUUUUUAAGAUUUAUUUAUUUAUUUGACAGAGAGACAGCGAGAGAGGGAACACAAGCAGGGGGAGUGGGAAAGGGAGAAGCAGGCUUCCGGCCGAGCCAGGAGCCCGAUGCGGGGCUCGAUCUCAGGAUCCUGGGAUCAUGACCUGAGCCAAAGGCAGACGCUCAACGACUGAGCCACCCAGGCGCCCCAAACUUAAAGAAAUUUCUUAGCGUCUCAGUUGAAGAAAGAAUCCCUUUCAAUUAAUUCUGGUGAGUGCGUCUGGAAAGAUGCUAUAAUCUUAACUAACCCUUUCUAAUAACUGUUAGGUAGAUAAUGCAGCCUACUUGUCACUGAUGUUUAAACCCACAGGAAGCUUAAGGGAAUUGAAACUAAACCUUGAUUUUUAUCUUGUAGUCUGGUGAGAAUGAAGUGUAUCCCUUUAUUUUAUAUUAUUAAAGAGAUGUUGUAUCCCUGUUUUUUCUCCAUAAUGGAUAAAAUUAGUGUUCUAAAGUUUUUAUUCUAAUACUGUAGAAUUGGCUCCCCCACCCCAUCUCUAGUCACAGAACUUGAAUUACAAGAAACUUAGGAGGAUCCUAGCCUUUUUUAGUGGCCUAAAUUCCCAGUUCUUUCUUUGAGAAUUUCUGGUAAAAAAAAAAGUUUUUAAAGGAUAAAUCAUUGUAUUUUGUUAGUGCUUAUUCUUGAAUUUUCCUUACCAUUUAUCAUUAACUUGGAUUGAUGGAUUUGCAACUCAAAUUCUGCAUGCCAAAAUAUCCAUAUUCACCUUUCAGUCCAAGAGGUAUUUGGUAUAUUCCACCGUGAAGUGUCUCAACUUUGUCCAGGAAGUAGGAGGGUGGGUAUCCUCUAUUUUCCUAAUACUUGGUGGCCUUAAACAGAAGAUUGGGUUUCUUUUAUCGAGACUGUAUGAACUGAGGAAUCUCUAUACCUCCAUGGAGCUCUCAGUCUUAACCGAUAAAGGUCAUCCCUAGAAAGACUUCCUUAUAACAGGAAGGAGGGACUGGGCCUGGAAGGGAGAGCCAGAGAUGAUCAGGCUGUGGAGAUGGGCUAUGACCAGAUGGUCGGUUCUCCUGAAGAAUAACUUCCAACUCAAUGUUCCUGGUUCUUCAAAUUCAAAAGAGGCUAAAGGGAAAUAAAAAACCUACUGAUUUCCAUCUUGACUGGAAAACCCAGAGAAUGCUUAGGGGAGAAGAAAGGUAAACCCAAGAUUGGAUUUAAAAAUGGGUUUAAGUAAACUUUCAGUUAUUCUUAACUUUUUUACGAAAAAUUUUUUAAGGUUUUGGGUUCAUAUAAUGUUAAAUUGCCAUGAUUAGAACAUGGAAUUUGAUUUGAGAUAUUUUAUGGGCUAAGUGAUGGUUUUCUAUGGAAUUACCUAGCGGCAGCUUUUGCUGCUGAUCAGAAUUUAGGGUUGUGCACCUGUGUCUGUUAAAUAAUGUCGAUGUUGCUCAUAAACACUAUUAAGCCAACUUGAGUCAACACUUAAUUUUAUUAACUUUAAUCAUGGAUCCUCUUCUUAAAUAUUUAAAAUUUAGAUUAACCCAAUAAGAAAGCAAUGCAUUAAAUGUUAUCAAAAUAUUUGAAGAUAUUUUAUAACUAUUAUUUUACACACAGCCUAUUUCCUUUCUAUGGAAAGUGUGGUACAAAAAAAGUUUUACUUUCUUACUUUCUUUCCAAAAGCCCAUGUCUGAUGUUUUCAGAUACCUAGAGCUUAGAAAUGAUAGAGUUGGACUUUGGCCCUAAGUCAGCAAUUCCUCAUUUUAGGUUUUCAGGCAAUAGCAACCUGAAGACAUGGGUAGAGACCCCAACUGAACUUAUAUGUAAUCAAUUAACACAAACUAAAUUAAUGAAACUCUUGCAGAGUCUCAUAUUUGGUUUCCCCUUUGUUGCAUAAAGAGAUAGAUCUGGGCUGGGAAGGACCUGAAAAUUUGUUCUUUGAUAAUAAACUACUGGUUGAAGGACAGGUUCUUACUAAAUUCACAAAAUUCAUAGAAUCCAUGAAAGAUCUCAAGUACAUGACUAGUGAAACUCUAGAAAUUAAAAACCUUUCUCUUAGCCAUAAGUGCUAUGACCUGUUUUUUUAAAGCCCAUCUUAAUCCUGUGACUCAUUGCAUCACACCUUAAAACUUGCACCAGCACCAAGAGAAAUCAGAAUGGAAGAAAUGACCUUGUGCUGGUCUUGUUCACUCUAAAAUCUUUGUGCACAUAGGCCUUAGCACUUUGACAGAUAAAACUCUGCCUUUUAGCUCCCUCUCACUAUCGUCUUUAUUCCUCUCACUUUUAGACUGUUCCUUGUACUGGUUGUAUAAAACUACCUUCCUCAGAAUUGAAUGUAUAAUGUUUCUGCACAUGGGCAAAUUGUAUUUUAAUGACUCAUUUAAGUUGAAUAAAGGCAUACAGUUUUA